AUGAAGAUUGGGUUCGCCGCGACACGUUUCGACGCCUCACUAUUUGUCCUCAAGCGCGGUUCCACCAAGCCGUUGUUACUUCUCUAUGUUGAUGACAUAGUGUUGACAGCCUCCGAUGGCACACUCCUUCACGACAUCAUCCAACAACUUCAUGACACGUUCACAAUCAAAGACCUGGGCCAACUGCACUACUUCCUGGGCAUCAAGGUUCGAUGCACCUCCGCUGGUUCCUUUUUGUCACAACAGAAGUAUGCAGAGGAAGACCUCAAGCGCGCAGGCAUGACAACGUGCAAGGCGGUGUCCACUCCAGUUGGCACAUCCUUCAAGCUUGUUGUAGAUGGAGGACGACCAAUCGACGACCAGUCUGACUACCGUAGCCUCACCGGCGCAUUACAAUACCUCACCUUGACGCGGUCGGACCUCGCUUACGCCGUGCAACAGAUACAUGUCUCGCCAUCGCUUGAUGUAUGUGCAUACUCUGAUGCCGACUGGGCAAGAUGCCCGGACACGUGA
Messenger RNA from Phragmites australis (common reed), 513 nucleotides. RefSeq lists its product as uncharacterized. The record is from RefSeq and is a predicted model, not a curated record. The transcript has 2 exons. The coding region runs from base 1 to 513 and encodes 170 amino acids. NCBI's taxonomy places the organism in Eukaryota, Viridiplantae, Streptophyta, Magnoliopsida, Poales, Poaceae.